AAAAUGUCAAUGAAACGGCGGAAAAUCCUUUCAGGCGUGAUGACGUCACUGUCCAUCUGACAGCACUUCCUGGAGUGAUGUUUGUUGUGGGAAAUAAGCACUGUGCUGUCCGAUUGGGACUGGGCCCACGUUAGCGGAACAAGGACAAAAGAGACACCUUUCUCUCUCAUGUGGAGAUGCGGCAGCUUUCUGCAGGGGCCAGAUAAGUCACAGGGACGGACUGGGACCAGGACGAAGAGGGGAACAUUUGUCGGAUAGCUGAGCAGCAGAAACGCCGACACACAGCACGGAGCUGUCGCGAUGCGGUAGCUAAAACAUGGACAGCAGAGUCAAGGAGGACCCAGAGAGAACAUUUGAUCUGGUAGUGCAUGUGGCAUCUCCAGCAACUCAAAAUGGUGAUCCAACCGUGCUGUGGAGCUUCCCCCAGGACUACAUCGACCAGGAGGUGCUUCAGACGAUACCAAAGUUCUGCUUUCCCUUUGACAUGGAAAGAGUUUCCCAGAGUCAUGUUGGACAGAACUUCACCUUUGUGCUGACCGAUAUUGAUGGCAAGCAGAGGUUCGGGUUCUGUCGUCUUACUCAAGGAUGCAGAGUCUGCAUAUGUCUUCUCAGUUAUCUUCCGUGGUUUGAGAUCUACUACAAGCUGUUGAACACCCUUGCAGACUAUCUAACAAGACAACAGAAUAAUGACUUGAAUGACAUGCUGAAUUCUCUGUACGAUCUUCCUGUGCCAAAGCCCUUCACGCCAGUCAACUUGAGUGUGAAUGAGCAGUUGUAUAUUGCCACUGGGCAAGUACUGAGAGAUCAGCGAAGCAAGGAACCGCACUCCUACUUCAUCGCCCCGGAUAUCAAUGGACUGCCAACUAUCCCAGAGAGUAGAAACCUGACAGAAUACUUUGUGGCUGUGGAUGUCAACAACAUGCUGCAACUCUACGGCAGUAUGCUUCACGAGCGGCGCAUCAUCAUUACCUCAAGCAAGCUGAGCACUUUAACCGCGUGUGUCCACGGUGCAGCUGCUUUGCUGUUUCCAAUGUACUGGCAGCAUAUCUUCAUCCCUGUCCUGCCCCCGCAUCUUCUGGACUACUGCUGUGCCCCCAUGCCAUACUUUGUGGGAGUUCAUCUUAGUCUGCUGGAGAGAGUGCGCAGUCGGUCCCUGGAGGAUGUGGUCAUCCUGAACGUGGACACCAACACACUGGAGAGUCCCUUUGAUGAUCUGCAUAACCUUCCCAGUGAUGUGGUGUCCUCUUUGAAGAGCAAGCUCAAGAAGCAGUCAACAGCAACGGGGAGUGGCGUGGCAAGGGCCUUCCUGAGAGCGCAGGCCGCUCUGUUUGGCUCCUACCGGGACGCCCUCCGAUAUAAACCUGGGGAGCCAAUAACAUUCUGCGAGGAGAGUUUUGUCAGCCAUCGCUCAAGCACGAUGAGAAACUUUUUGUCCAUGGCGGUCAACCUGCAGCUCUUCAAACAGUUCAUCGACGGACGGCUGGCCAAAUUGAACGCAGGCCGCGGCUUCACCGACGUGUUUGAAGAAGAGAUCACAGAGGGGGGCUUUUGUGGAAGUAACGCAAAGUCCUACCAGCAGUGGAUGCACACUGUCAAGAGAGGAGGAGCACUCAUCAAUACGGCAGUGACAAAGGCCAAAAGUCAUGCCAAGAGGGGCAUCCGAGACAUUAAAGGACGACUUAAACCACGGGAGGAAGAGGAGGAAGGGAUGACAGUCUGUGCAGGUUCCCCCACUAGUACCAAGAGCCUGUCUCCAAGGCGACUGCAAAGAAUGAGACGGCAAAACUUCAACAAGUCUCCCAUGAGCAAGGGCCCUCCAGAGCUUGGCCUCGGGCUCGAUGAUGAUGAGCUGGACAGCGCUAGCAAGAUCUCAUCAGAGGACAGUGGCGAUGUGCCGUCAUACGCGGAGGACAGCGAUGACUGCUACUCUUUGGAGUUGGACAUGGACUCCUCGCAGUCAGGCAAGAUGAACCUGCUGGAGGAGAUCCUGGACUCUUUGAACACCACCACGAUGGAGCAAGGCAAGCUCAGUGCAGCCAAGAGCCUGGACUUCUUCAGGUCCAUGGAGGACCUGGACUACGCCCCGAGUAAAUUUAACACCGCUGGUGACUGUCAGCCGUCAGAGGAAAGGGAUUGUGAUGGAGUGGGGGAUCAGGGGGGCUGGAACAUGGGUCAGGAUGACAGCGCGGUCCACGGGAAACACCUCCCGCCAUCCCCACGCAGAAAGCCCACCAAGAGCAGCCUAAAAAAAACCCCUGUGCCCCCUGUGCUCAUAACAGAUGAGCAGCCCGGUCCGCGUCCUCUACCUCCAGGGAGACAAGCAGGAGAGUGCUUCUCCUAUUUUCUGUCAACAUCUCAGCAAGUUACGGCCACAACACCAUCUCCAACUUUGUCCCACGCAGCUUCCAUUCCCAGCUAUUCUCCACUGCCGGCGCCCCGCACGCGGACCAUUUCUGAGCCCCCAGCGAGCACCGAGCCCCCUCCCGCCCAGAACCCGACAGGCUCCACCGGCAUCUUGAGGAGGAAAGUGCUCUCCAAGGAGACGGUGAGGCACUACAAGGAGAAAUCUCUGCACAGGCAGGCAAGCAAGGAGAGCAGGGCCAGGAAUAGCCAGUCGGUGCAGGUCCCCUGGGAGAAGGACUACACGGAGGGACUGCCGAGUCUGGGUCACGCCAAAGGCUUGGGGGCGGCGAUGCAGGAUCGAGGCCUCCUGGAGGAGAUCGAGUCCAUGUGCUGCGUCGGGCCGGUGCUCCACAGCGGCCUGCAGCUCUCGCAGGUGCACUGCAACAGCAGUCACCACAGCAAAGCCGCGGAGCACUCGUAACUUUCGAGCCACAGAGUCGCCGUGUCAACAGCAGGAAGACUUAGUGAGAAAAAUGCACAGACCUGCAGGUGAGGCCUGUGGGAACAAAGCAGAAAAAGCUGGUGGACAGGGACAAGGUCUUACCCAGGGAGUGAUUUCUAUAACCGAUGCAAGAUGUCGAAACAUAUAGCAAUACACUCUACAGGUGCAUCUCAAUAAAAUACAGAAUUGUGAAAAACUGCAUUUAUUUCAAUAGUUUCACAUAUAAUGUAGAUUCACAAUACCCAGUGAAAUAUUUCCUGAUUCAUAAUAUUCAUGGUUAUACAUUACGGUUGACGAAAAGCCAAAUCUCGAAAAAUUCGAAUACAGUGAGCACCUGCAUAUUUGUUUUUGGGCAUUCACAAAUUUAACUCAUGACAGAUUUUUUUUUUCUUUGCUGUGGAACUAAUCUCCUUUUCGCCACCAAAAAGCUCACCUUGACAUUCUUGUGCUUCAGCCAAAGCAGUAAAAGCUUAACUUUGGCACCAUCUUGUGGCAUCUUGCUGCUAAGACUAUGUUGUUGUGAGUUGAGGAGUUUCAUUUUGACAGAAAUAUUUCUUAGCCACCGUCUUGUGGCAUUGAUUAGCAAUUUCAAGCCUUUUUGGAGGGGCUUCACACAGAUUUUCACUAUUUGCGGUGGGGCACGUAUGCUUUCCUGGGCAAAUAGCAGCCGUGUGCGCUGGAUGACAAAAGAAACACUCCAAAUCAUUUUUACUUGUGGAAAUUAGGUGGCAUUUUCCUGUGUGUUAAAGUUAUAUCUACAAAAUUUCUUUCAUUGUAUAAAUUGACCCACUGAAGAAAAAAAAAAAAACAUUUCCACCAAAUUCUAAUUCAUUGAGAUGCACCUGUAUAUCUGCCCAAGUAUUGGGGUUGAAUCCCAUCUACAGGAAGCGGACAAAAAUAUAGAGUCUGUCCCAUCUACAUCCUCCUAUGGAGCUAUUAACAGUCCCCUCUCUUCUGGGAAAAUCUUCUACAAGAUGUUCAAGUGUAUCCGUGGCAACAGUGGACCGUUCAUCCCGAAGAACAUCACAAAGGUGUGUUGAGUCAAGUUCCGGCAGCAUCAAACCCAUCCCCGUCACGCUGGAAUCAAAAAAGGACGGACUUCCAUUCAAAGGCGUGACCCAGGACUUUUUGUCUGUAUCAUCUUCUGCAAAUUGCACAUUUUUGUUUUUGUUUUGAGUAACAAGAAAAAAAAAAUGACGCCAGGAAGGAGAACUGAAAGCAACUAUGAGCACCCACGUUGCGUUUUUCCACAUUCCAGAAAUGAUGUCUUGAAACAGGAGGGGCAAUGUGACGUCCCAUCGUCAUGUCAAAGGUCGUCACAUUUCACUGGAGCAUCGGACGUUUGCACUUUUCAGAUGGACAGUUCGAGCCCCGCCCCCGUUAACAAGUAUUUCAAUUAAUAUAGACAAAAGGAAAAUCGGCAGUCCUCAUGAGCCUUUGGAAGCAUUUCGACACUGUGUACAACCAUUUCAAUCACCGUGCCUUAAGCGGACGUAUGAUUUGUUCAUCUUUGGAGAGCCUGGUAGGUACUCGUGCUUGACAUCUGUCAGCUUGGAGACGUGAACGGUACUUGUAAGCGUGUUUAUGUUGAUGGACUGAAAUCUUUGUGUCUCCUGGAUGAUGUGCUUUAAGAUGCUUGUCAAAGUUACAUUUCAUAGACUCAACUGUGCAUGUAGAAACUCACAAGGGAAGUCCAUGUGAAUAGUAACUUUUUUUU
Hippocampus comes (tiger tail seahorse) is the source of this 4562-nucleotide messenger RNA. It is a transcript of the gene dennd1b, whose product is annotated as DENN/MADD domain containing 1B. Gene Ontology annotation, biological process: endocytic recycling; endocytosis. The transcript is spliced from 23 exons. The record is from RefSeq and is a predicted model, not a curated record. NCBI's taxonomy places the organism in Eukaryota, Metazoa, Chordata, Actinopteri, Syngnathiformes, Syngnathidae. Gene Ontology annotation, cellular component: cytosol; intracellular membrane-bounded organelle; nuclear speck. Gene Ontology annotation, molecular function: phosphatidylinositol phosphate binding; guanyl-nucleotide exchange factor activity. The coding region runs from base 317 to 2824 and encodes 835 amino acids.